AUGGGUAUCUACUUCUGUUACUGCUCUGGGGGAUUCACAGGAACAAGCUGUGAAACAAAUAUAAAUGAGUGUAAACCCGACUCUUGCUCCGGAGCUGGUAUCUGUAUCGACCAGAUAAUGGGCAUUAAGUGUCAGUGCAACAAGGGGCACUCUGGCGACCACUGCGAAACCCCUGAUCCACUUUGCUCCAGUCAUAACUGCGUGAACAACGGGAUAUGCGUAUUGGAACAGAGUAAAGCAGUAUGUAGAUGUCCACUGAGAUAUGGCGACCCUCUCUGUCAGACAGAUAAAAAAUCAACUGGGGGAACUCCCGUAAAUAAAGACAAUGGCCAUAAAGAGUCGCCAUUCACAACUCCAACCCUGGUAAAUGGGGGUGGCAUCCAGUGUACGGUCGGUGAAUCGUGUAGUGUUCCGCUCUUCAUCCGUGAACCUCCCUCAGGGUGUGUAGCAGGCAGUCAUCAUCACUGGUCAAUCAACAUCGCAUUUUGUACUGGAAAUAUUGAUCAUACCUAA
This is a messenger RNA of Haliotis rubra (blacklip abalone), 513 nucleotides long. RefSeq names its product fibropellin-3-like. Gene Ontology annotation, cellular component: plasma membrane; protein-containing complex. The record is from RefSeq and is a predicted model, not a curated record. Gene Ontology annotation, biological process: heterophilic cell-cell adhesion; establishment or maintenance of epithelial cell apical/basal polarity. The transcript has 5 exons. Lineage: Eukaryota; Metazoa; Mollusca; Gastropoda; Lepetellida; Haliotidae. Bases 1 to 513 code for a protein of 170 amino acids. Gene Ontology annotation, molecular function: calcium ion binding.